Molecule: messenger RNA, 1617 nt
Organism: Anolis sagrei ordinatus
Lineage: Eukaryota; Metazoa; Chordata; Lepidosauria; Squamata; Anolidae
Product: lipase member M-like
Molecular function (GO): hydrolase activity, acting on ester bonds
Source: RefSeq, a predicted model, not a curated record
UCUAUUACCUUGCUGUCCAUUCUAAGCCUUAUUCUUUAUCCGCUCAAGAUUCAAGAUAUACAGGAGAACUGCACCAAGUCCAGGAUGUGGCUUUUCAUUGCCAUAGUAUUAUUAGUCCAGCAGGCUACAGAUUCAGAAGAACUCAAGAACAACAGACAUUUGAAUCCUCAAGUAUUUAUGACUGUUAAUGAAAUUAUCGAAUACUGGGGAUACCCAAGUGAAGAAUACGAAAUCCUGACUGAUGAUGGAUAUUAUCUGAAGGCAAACAGAAUUCCACAUGGAUUAUGCAAUCCUGGGAAGUCAGAGUCUAGGCCAGUUGUGUUAUUAGUACCUGGUCUUGUGUCUGAAGGUAGGUGCUGGCUUGCAAAUACUCCAAACAAUAGUUUGGGAUUUUUUCUAGCCGACGCUGGCUAUGAUGUAUGGAUAAUUAAUAACAGAGGGACCACGUGGUCUAGAAGACACCAGAACCUAUCAAUCAAUCAAGAAGAAUUCUGGAAUUUCAGUUUUCAUGAAAUGGCAAUAUAUGACAUUCCAGCAGCCAUCAACUUUAUCCUGCAGAAGACUCAGCAUGAUAAAUUGCAUUAUAUCGGCCAUUCCCAGGGCGGUGCAUUUGGUUUUAUCACCUUCACAGCCAUGCCACAAAUUGCUAAAAAAAUCAAGCUCUUUAUGUCUUUUUCUCCUCCCUAUACAUUGGUGCGAACCAAGGGACUCAUGAAAAUGGUUCUUUCACUUCAUGAUAAAGUCCAAACACGUAUGUGGGGCAAUAAGGAAUUCGUAUUUUUUAGUAGCAAGAUGAAAACCAUCAGUGCCAAUUUGUGCAGCUAUCCAGGAAUAGACAAACUUUGUCUCCAGCUAAUUUACUUUGUUGCAGGUUUUAAUGAGUAUAAUUUAAAUGUGAGUCGAUCAGAUGUUUAUAUGGGGACCUAUCCUGAUUUUACUUCCGUAAAAACCGUAAGACACUGGAGCCAGAUUGCUAAAUCAAAAGAAUUUAAAUAUUUUGACUAUGGACAUGAGAACAAAGUUGUGUAUAAUAUGACCAAGCCUCCUUUUUAUAAAAUAGAAGACAUGGUUGUGCCAACAGCUGUAUGGAGCGGUGGGAAGGAUAUUAUUGCAAAUUCAAAGGACAUUGAAGAAUUGCUGCCUCGAAUCACUAAUUUAGUUUUCUACAAAAACAUUCCUAGCUGGCACCACGCUGAUUUUCUUUGGGGUCUUGAUGCUCCCAAUCAGCUUUAUACUGAUGUGCUUGAUCUGAUGGAGAAAUAUAAAUAAAAAAAUUAACAUAGACUGUAAAUUACAUGUAUUACAUGUCAACAAUGAAACUUUAUUUUCAUAUUAUGUCAGAAAACCUCUUUUCACAUAACUCCUGAAUUAUACAUUAAUGAAAAAUAUGAGUUUACUUACUAUUUACCACUACUUUUUCUCUGGUUAGUCCCACCUGUAAACCUGCACCAGGCAGCAGAUUUGUAAGGCACUUCUUUUACUAGAAUGGACUCAAUAUUACUGAUACGUUGUGUAUUGUGUGUAUUGUUUUUCUCUCUGUUUAUCACUGUUCUGUCUGUUUGAAAGGCCGCCUUGAGUGACCUUCGGGCAGAGAAAGGCGGGACAGAAAUACUGUAA